Molecule: messenger RNA, 2685 nt
Organism: Cajanus cajan (pigeon pea)
Lineage: Eukaryota; Viridiplantae; Streptophyta; Magnoliopsida; Fabales; Fabaceae
Gene: HCF152
Product: Tetratricopeptide repeat (TPR)-like superfamily protein
Molecular function (GO): protein binding
Source: RefSeq, a predicted model, not a curated record
AUGAUAUAUGUUUGUUAUGUCUCCACGUCUGUGAAGGGAAGACGAAAGUAGGGUGUUAAUAGAAAGUGUGUAACCUUAUCCAGAUUCCAGAGGGUGAGAUGGAGGAGGAGCAGCCAUGAACGCCACUCUCUUACAAACCCCACUCUCUCCCUUCCAACGUGCCACCACCUCCGCUGACCACAAGCUUCUCUCUCUCCUACGCGACCGGAAAACCGAAGAAGCCUGGAACACCUACACCAACUCCACGCACCUCCCCAACCCCACCUGCCUCAGCCGCUUGGUCUCCCAGCUCUCAUACCAGAACACCCUCUCCUCCCUCACGCGCGCCCAGUCCAUCGUCACGCGCCUCCGCAAUGAGCGCCAGCUCCACCGCCUCGACGCCAACUGCCUCGGCCUCCUCGCCGUCGCCGCCUCCAAGGCCGGCCACACCCUCUACGCCGCCUCCCUCCUCCGCUCCAUGCUCCGCUCCGGCUACCUCCCCCAUGUCAAGGCCUGGACCGCUGUCGUCGCCCGCCUCGCCUCCUCUCCCGACGGUGACGGCCCCGCCGAGGCUCUCAGGCUCUUCCGCUCCGUCACCCGCCGCCUCCGGAGGCUCCCCGAUCCCGGCAUGGCUGCCGCCUCGCAACCCGACACCGCCGCCGUCAACGCCGCGCUUAACGCCUGCGCGAAUCUCGGCGACGCCGCGGCCUUCUUGCAGGUGCUCGAUGAAAUGCCGCAGUUCAAUGUUGAGCCUGAUGCGUUGAGUUAUAACACUAUGAUGAAAUUGUGUGUUAGAGUUGGUAGAAAGGACUUGCUUGUGUUUGUUUUGGAGAGGGUUCUUCAGUUGGGGAUUCCUCUGUGUGUCACCACUUUGCAGUCCCUUGUUUCUGCUUAUGUUGAGUUUGGUGAUUUGGAAACCGCUGAGAAAUUGGUUCAGGCAAUGAGGGAACAGAGGAGGGAUAUUUGUAGGGUGCUUAGGGAUUGUAAUUUAGAUGAGGAAGAUAAUGAUAAUGAUAAUGAUGAUGAAGAUUGUGUUUUUGAGAAGUUGCUUCCGAAUUUGGUGGGUCAGAGUGUCAAUGAGACUGAGCCACCCUUGUUGCCAAAAGUAUAUGCUCCAAACACUAGGACUUACACCACUCUAAUGAAGGGUUAUAUGAAUGCAGGGCGUGUGAGUGAUACAGUGAGGAUGCUUGAGGCGAUGCGGCGUCAGGAUGAUAAGGCUAGUCACCCUGAUCAUGUUUCCUACACCACUGUGGUUUCGGCUCUUGUGAAGAUUGGUUCUAUGGAACGUGCUCGUCAGGUUCUUGCUGAGAUGACAAGGAUUGGUGUGCCUGCGAAUUUGAUAACUUACAAUGUUCUCCUCAAGGGCUAUUGCCAACAGCUGCAGAUUGAUAAGGCUAGGGAAUUGCUUAAGGAGAUGGUUGAUGAUGCAGGGAUUCAGCCUGAUGUGGUGUCCUAUAAUAUACUCAUUGAUGGGUGUAUAUUGGUGGAUGACAGUGCUGGGGCUCUUUCCUUCUUCAAUGAGAUGAGGGCAAGAGGAAUAGCUCCCACCAAGAUUAGUUACACUACUUUGAUGAAGGCUUUUGCGUACUCGGGUCAGCCCAAGCUGGCUCACAGGGUGUUUAGUGAGAUGGACAAUGACCCUCGGGUGAAGGUGGAUUUGAUCGCUUGGAACAUGUUGGUGGAAGGAUAUUGUAGGUUGGGGUUUGUGGAAGAGGCAAAGAAAGUGAUUCAGAAGAUGAAGGAGAGUGGAUUACACCCUGAUGUGGGCACUUAUGGCAGUUUAGCCAAUGGAAUUGCAUUAGCAAGGAAACCCGGAGAGGCUCUUUUGCUAUGGAAUGAAGUGAAGGAGAGGUGUGAGGUGGGAAAGCAAGAGGGGAAAUGUGAUUCCUCUGUUCCCCCAUUGAAACCUGAUGAAGGGCUUUUGGAUACUCUUGCUGAUAUCUGUGUGAGGGCUGCUUUCUUUAGAAAGGCAUUGGAGAUCGUGGCUUGCAUGGAGGAGAAUGGGAUACCUCCCAACAAGACCAAGUUUACUAGAAUCUAUGUGGAGAUGCAUUCAAGAAUGUUCACUAGUAAGCAUGCUUCGAGGGCUAGACAAGACAGAAGAGUAGAGAGGAAAAGGGCUGCUGAGGCGUUUAAGUUUUGGCUGGGUUUGCCUAAUUCCUAUUAUGAUGGAAGUGAGUGGCGGUUAGAACCUUUGGAAGGGUAUGGCACUGCCUCUGAUUCCGUUUAGUUGCUCCCCUCCUACUUCAUUGCGUGCCAUAACUUACUGAAGUACGAGAGAGAACACGUCUACACUACAAUGUAGAAAUCAAUGUAACUUGACAAUGGCAUGUGUCAUUAAAACACGGUUCUCCCAGCAACAGUGAAGCCACGGUGAAGGGUCCUGCAGGCAGCAAUGUAUUCUGAAUAUCAUAAGUGGAGACUAACCGGCGAUCAUGGAAAAUUUAAAAAUAUUAUCUAGCUUGAGAAGACAGACAGAACCUUGUUGUCAAUUAGUUGUACUUUGUGAAGUUUUGUCAUUUUGGACUCCGAGGGUUCACUCUCUGAUGUGAAUCCAGCAGGGUAAAAUUGAAAACUAACAAGUUUAAAGUCAUAUGAUAAAGAAGAAGGAUUAAUGGGCUGAAAUUUAAGUAGUUUGGGGCUGAAUAAUUAAAUAAGUCCAUUAUCUUAUUUUUAAUGUAAUUUUCGUUUUAUUUUAUUUUA